GCCAGCUCGUACACCCUAGAUAGCCCUCUCUCUGUCAGACAGCGUGCCGGGAAUGGAAUGUGCGCGCGCAGCUGGUAGUGUUGUUUGCAUUGUGCGCUGUGCCUUAGCCCCAGAGAGGGAUAACCAUCGAAUGUUUCUGCUGUGCUUUCGCUGAGAUCCGACACUUAAGAUCGUGCGGGCGGAAAAGAGAAGCUUGCCAUUGGGGAGAUCAUGGCGGCGGCUGCGGUGGAGGUGAGUGUGAGCAGCGGCAGCAGUGACACAUCCAGCACCGGCGAGGAGGAGAGGAUGAGGCGGCUCUUCCAGACUUGUGACGGGGACGGUGACGGAUACAUCAGCAGGAACGACCUGCUUAUGGUCUGUCGCCAGCUGAACAUGGAGGGGUCUGUGGCUGAGAUCAUGCAUCAGCUGGGAGCCGAUGAACAGGGCAAGAUUUCCUUUGAGGAUUUCACAAGGUGUCGCCUGCAGCUUGUCAGUGAAAUCAGGAAGGAGGAAGGGGAGCUUUCAGUCAAAUCUGAUGACUCCUGUAAAAAGAAAAAGUUACAGGAUCGCAUUGCCUCCUGGCCAAACAGCAGUGAAAACAGUUUAGGCACCUUAUCAGGAGCUCGUGAAAGUUGGGAGUAUGACUCUGGAGCUCGUGACCUUCAGAGCCCUGACCUGCAGAGUCAGACGAACCUUCAGAAGCUGCUUGAAUGCGGAGGCAGCAUGCUGGAGCAGCAGGCAGCCCUGCAGAAGCUGAUGACUCGGACCAGCAACCUAGGCGCUCCCAUGGGCGGGAACUACCUGGAGCUAGCAAACACAUUACAUCUGGCAGCCCUGGCAUCACUAAAAGGUGACAUAGUGGAGCUCAAUAAGAGACUGCAACAAACCGAGAGGGAGCGAGACCUGCUGGAAAAGAGGUUGGGAAAAGCUCAGUGUGAGCAGUCACACCUGAUGAGAGAGCAUGAGGAGGUGCAGGAGGGGACCACACUGCGCUAUGAGGAGAGGAUCACAGAGCUCCACAGCAUCAUAGCCGAGCUCAACAAGAAGAUAGACCGCUUGCAGGGGACAACAAUAAGGGAGGAGGAUGAGUAUUCAGAGCUGCGGUCGGAGCUCAGCCAGAGCCAACAGGAGGCCAAUGAGGAUGGUCACAGUGUGGAUCAGGACCAGAACUCAGUCUCUGUGCCAGAGAACCACUCCACCAUGGUCACAGCGGACAUGGAUAACUGCAGUGACCUGAACUCGGAGCUGCAGAGGGUGCUGACGGGGCUGGAGAAUGUGGUGUGUGGACGAAAGAAAAGCAGCUGCAAUCUUUCGGUGGCCGAGGUGGACCGGCACAUUGAGCAGCUCACUACUGCCAGUGAGCAUUGCGACCUUGCCAUUAAGACAGUGGAGGAGAUCGAGGGGGCACUGGGUCGAGACUUCUACCCCAGCCUGGCAGAGGAGAGAUCGCGCUGGGAGAAGGAGCUGGCUGGCCUUCGGGAAGAGAAUGAGAGCCUGACCGCCAUGCUGUGCAGCAAAGAGGAGGAGCUCAACAGGACCAAGGCCACCAUGAACGCAAUCCGAGAGGAGAGGGACCGGCUCAGAAGGAGGGUACGAGAACUGCAGACUCGGCUGCAGAGUGUCCAGGCUUCAGGCCCUUCCAGUCCAGGAAGACUGACGCCAGUCAGCCGCCCCAUCAACCCCAGCACUGGAGAGCUGAGCACGAGCAGCAGCAGCAACGACAUCCCCAUUGCCAAGGUGGCUGAAAGAGUAAAGCUCUCCAAAACAAGGUCAGACUCCUCCUCUUCAGACAGGCCUGUUCUGGGAUCAGAAAUCAGCAGCAUAGGGGUGUCCAGCAGUGUAGCGGAGCACUUGGCACAUUCAUUACAAGACUGUUCCAACAUCCAGGAAAUCUUCCAAACUCUUUAUUCGCAUGGCUCUGCCAUCUCGGAAAAUAAAAUUCGGGAAUUUGAAGUGGAAACAGAAAGGCUUAACAGCCGAAUUGAGCACUUAAAAUCCCAAAAUGACCUUUUAACAAUCACCCUGGAGGAGUGCAAGAGCAAUGCAGAGAGGAUGAGCAUGCUGGUUGGGAAAUACGAGUCCAAUGCUACAGCCCUGAGACUUGCUUUGCAGUACAGUGAACAGUGUAUCGAAGCAUACGAGUUACUACUUGCCCUGGCUGAGAGUGAACAGAGUCUCGUUCUUGGCCAGUUCAGAGCUGCAGGCGUUGGAUCAGUAGCAGGUGAGCAGACAGGUGAUGAAAACAUUACCCAGAUGCUAAAGCGGGCGCACGACUGCAGGAAGACAGCUGAGAACGCUGCCAAAGCCCUCCUGAUAAAACUGGACGGCAGCUGCGGAGGAGCAUGUGCAGUGACAGGAUGCAGCGCGCAACCCUGGGAGAGUCUGUCUUCAAACAGCCACACGAGCACCACAAGCUCCACAGCUAGUAGCUGUGACACAGAUUUCACAAAAGACGACGAGCAGAGGCUAAAGGACUACAUCCAGCAGCUGAAGAAUGACCGGGCAGCAGUCAAGCUGACCAUGCUGGAGCUGGAGAGCAUUCAAAUCGACCCCCUGAGCUAUGAUGUCAAGCCUCGGGGCGACAGCCAGAGACUUGACUUGGAAAACGCAGUCCUCAUGCAAGAGCUCAUGGCAAUGAAGGAGGAGAUGGCCGAGCUGAAGGCCCAACUCUACCUGCUGGAGAAGGAGAAGAAGGCUCUAGAGCUGAAGCUGAGCACGAGAGAGGCACAGGAGCAAGCCUACCUGGUGCACAUCGAGCACCUCAAGUCUGAGGUGGAGGAGCACAAGGAGCAGCGAAUGAGGUCCGUCAGCUCCACCAGCAGCAGUGGAGGUGGAAAAGACAAGCAGGGCAAGGAUUCUGGAGAUGGGGGGACACCUGCUGUAGCACUUUCCGAUCUAAGAACCCUUAAUGACAGUGAUCUGGCAGCAGAGCUUGCAAAUGCACUCAGACGAGAGAAGAAACUUAAGAGUCGAGCCCAGGAGUUGGUGGCCGCUUUGGAAAGACUCACAAAAAGCAGCGAGGUGCGGCACCAGCAGUCUGCAGAGUUUGUCAACGACCUGAAAAGGGCCAACAGCAACCUGGUUGCAGCCUAUGAGAAAGCAAAGAAGAAACACCAAAACAAACUGAAAAAACUGGAGUCUCAGAUGAUGGCCAUGGUGGAGAGACACGAGACGCAAGUGAGGAUGUUGAAACAGAGGAUAGCACUGCUGGAAGAGGAGAACUCCAGGCCUCACACCAAUGAAACCUCUCUUUAAGAAGAGAUCAUUGGCUCCCAUAAAGAUGCCCCAGUGAGAGAAACUCACGCACUGCUUUUAAAGACCUGUAACACGGACACCUUGAGAUCGUCUCAGCUGGCAGUCAUUUCUGAGCAAAUGCAUACUUUACCAUGCAGUCCUUUAAGGCACAUACAUAUAGCAUUGUAGUAUAUCAGCUGAUGCUGCAACAAUCCACUGUCAUCGAACUUCAAUCCUUGGAGAGCUUCACACUUGAAACAGCACACACCCUUCUUCAACACUCGUGGAUAAAGACAAAAGCAAUCGCCUCUUACAAGGUAGUUCGAUUCUGUUCCACUUCGACCAGCAGCUAAUUAAAUUAUCACGACAAAAAAAACAUUAUGCUUGCAAAGCAUUACCACAAAAAGUGCCAUUGAAUGUAUUGCAGUACCUGUCAGACUUUUAUACUGUGCAUCAAACAUUUUACUAGCUGCCAUUGACCAUUUGGUUUCUGUUAGUCAAACUGUCUUAAGUUUUUGUUUCAAGAUCAUUUACAGUAUUCUUUUUUGCGACCACUGUUUAAGGUUGAUAGUAGACACCCCUAUAGGGUUGUUUUAGGGCAUGUUUACCCAGAUACAUAACUCAAAAUCUAAGAGAUCCUUAGUCAUUUAACUGCCUUUGUAAACCCAGUCUGCUCCAUUACAGUGUUAGGACCUACAGUCAGUGUUUACAUGCUUGCAGUCAAAAUAUACAGCUUUUCUGAAUAACUGGAUUUCAUGUGCAUUGGCAUUUGUAUAGUUUUUUCUUUUUUUUUUUAUGUCUCAAAAUGUUAUUCAGAUACCCAUAUGAAAUUCCCUACUUCCCGUUGACUUUGACCAUAUAGUACAGUAUAACACUUACACUGGUUACAACAGACCCAGCUGAAAUGAAAGUUGUCCAUUACUGAAGUAAAUCUUCUAAUAUCCUAAAUAAGCAGCAAAAUAGUCUACCUUGCACAACCAUAUCUUUUUGCACACAUGGACAACAUAAAAAUACAUGUGGACAAAGCAUUAUUAUUCAGAAUACUGAUGUUCAGAAUAUAUUCCACAUAGAAUAAAUGAUAUUGUUCCUGUUCUGCAUUAGUCAUCAAAUUACAGCAAAAUGUGUUGCAGUUUUGUUUUUAAGUACUUGUCUAUUCCAAGGUACCAGUAUUGGUACUUGAUCCACUAUGGAAAUCCCCAGGUUUGACUGUGAUUUCAUUUUCAGAAAAGAACAAAUACCAGACUUCUGCACUUUAACUGGUCUGAAAACUGAUAAGAUUCGUUAUUUAAUUUAAUAUUUAAGAAUGUCGAAACUCUUAAUUUGCACGGAUAUUCUACUGCUGUGGAAACAGGUCUCUGUCAACACUUCCAGUGAUUUAAAUAAUGGAUUUAAUUUGGGUUUAAUAUAAUAUGAAAGUUGUAAGCACAUUAGGGGGCUGUGAUACAAUACACUGAGCAGACUGUUACAGAUUACCAUUUCACUUCAGUCACCACUGACAGAUGGAGCCAUUCCAUUCUCUAAUGAUUAAGGAUGCCUUUUUACUUCAGUAAUUACAUGAUUGUGUAAAAAUGUACAUGCACCAGUUUGAAUGUACAGCUAUAUUGUAAGCACAUGUUCAUAGUUUGGCUUUUUAGAGGUGUAAUACUGCAGCGCCAAGGAACAUCAUUUCAUAAACUGUUAAAAUUAAUGGAUCCAAGAUACCAUUCCAGAACAAGUAGACAGCGGUAUUGUUUUAAGGGUAUUUCUGGUUAUCUCCUAUUGUCUUCCUAUUGUUUGUGUUUCUGUAGUAGCUGUAAAAUGGUUAAUCGAUUUUAUACAGAAUUGUAAAAACAAAAAAACAAAAAAAACCUCUGCAUUUAUUUAUGAGACAUUUAAAAUGCCUUUAUUUUACAAAAAGGUCUUAUAUCCAGAAUAAAUACUUUUAUUGGCACACAUGUCUGUCAUCUUUUAUGUAUAUUUGUAUAUAAAUAAACUAAACAAAAACCACAAGCCUUAAACGACUUUAAAGUCUGCAAGAGGCCUGGUCUUUUUCUGUGCAUCGUGAAGUGGUGUCAUUCCAAAUCCUCAAUUAUUGCGUGCUGGUAUGCCAGAUUUUGAUUACAAAACUCAUGCAUAGUGGUAACAGGAUUCAAUUUUUAAAUCACGUUUCAGCUCAGUCCCAACAGUUUGCAAGAUAUGUGCCCCCGAUAUUGGGGGAAUUACAGCUACCAUUAAAAGGACACCGUUAUUAUUAGGCUUCAUCAUCUCACUUCAGAAAAUCUGCAUUUUGACACCAAGACUGUUACCAGUGCUCCAUUUUUGUGCCCUCUGUGUACACAAGAGUUUCUAA
This is a messenger RNA of Polyodon spathula (Mississippi paddlefish), 5542 nucleotides long. RefSeq names its product colorectal mutant cancer protein. The record is from RefSeq and is a predicted model, not a curated record. Gene Ontology annotation, molecular function: calcium ion binding. The transcript has 19 exons. NCBI's taxonomy places the organism in Eukaryota, Metazoa, Chordata, Actinopteri, Acipenseriformes, Polyodontidae. Bases 211 to 3234 code for a protein of 1007 amino acids.